This is a messenger RNA of Dioscorea cayenensis subsp. rotundata (Guinea yam), 2006 nucleotides long. RefSeq lists its product as uncharacterized. The record is from RefSeq and is a predicted model, not a curated record. The transcript is spliced from 8 exons. Lineage: Eukaryota; Viridiplantae; Streptophyta; Magnoliopsida; Dioscoreales; Dioscoreaceae. Bases 225 to 1895 code for a protein of 556 amino acids.
UCUCUCAGACCUCUCUGCCUGCCAAAGCACUCGGUUUUCCAGCUUCGUCGAUCCCGCCACAAGAAACCCUCCAAAUCUACACCCAAUAAUCCCUAAUUCGUUGAGGAUUCUUCGAUUUUUCUCGGCAAUUACGCCGGUUUCUUGCUUGAUUUCAAGUUGGAAAUGGUGGGCAUGGCUCUGAGAUCCAAUUGCGAGCCUUUUUCUUGCUUGAUUUGGUGGUGGUAAUGGCGGUAUCGGCCUUCAGGUCGAAGUCCAAAAGGAGCACGUCUGUGGCGCCGCCGAAUCAUGUGUCUUCCUUGAGGAAUCGCCCGGCUGAUGAUGCUGAGAAGAAGAUCCCUGCCCGCCGGUCGAGGAGCGUGAGCGCCGUGUCGAGGUAUGCUGGUGCUGCGGCGGAGCCAGCGGAGGUUGAAUUCAUGAACAAGAGGGAUAAUCCUUUGUUUUCUUGCUCUGGCUCGUCGCCUUUGUCGCCGUCGUCAGAAUCCGAUGUUCACUGUGAGGUCUUGGAAGGGGGCAGGAGUGAUUUCGAUAGCAAACGAGGGAGAUCGGUUUCACGGAGCUCAGGAUUUGGGAAAGAGAGCUCGAGCAAUCGGAGUUUGUCGAGCGUGAGCACUGGAGGGAGACGGAGGUCCGUUUCGAGAGGGCAUUAUGGAAAUUCCGAGAGAAAGGAAGGUAGAAUUUUGAAAGAUGGGGGAGUGUUGGAUGAUACACGAAAUUUACAUACAUGGACCAGCAGGCAUCCACCACCAGAUCCUUGGGAAACAUCUAGUGUAAGUUGCGUUGGAGCUCGUAAAAUGAGUUUCUUGUCAUGUGGGCGAGCUCGGAAUUGGGAGGAUGGAAUUUCUACAAGUUCUCAUUCUGAAACAGAGGAUACUUUACAUAGGAAGGGUUUUCUGAGCGAUCAUUCUUCUAAACUUGUUGGAGAUGGUGGAAUUUAUAAAACCAUACGGUCAGAAGUACGCCGUGCUGUUUAUGAGGUUCGAGAUGACCUUCAGAAUGCCAUUAGACAGAAGAAUUCUGCAAUCAUCAAUGAAAAUGUUGCAGACUGUGCCUCUGAAUUUGUGGACCAUAGCAUGACUGAAUUAGUCUCUGACUUUAGAAGGGAAUAUGCCACAAAGCUGGAGCAGUCUCAGGUACGGGUAAGGCGACUUCAGAAAGAUUUGGCUAUUGAAGAGCAGCAUGGACAACAACUCAGUGAAAUUCUAAAGAAGAUACUUCCAGAUACAAAGAGUUCUCAGAGUGGAAAGUCUCGACCAAGGAGAAAGGCAAGCAUUGACCGUCUUAAGAUGUCUAGGCGUUUAACAGAAGAAGCCCUGAAUUACUUUGAUGAGUGUGUCUCAAUAUCAACCUUUGAUAGUUCUGACUUUUCAUCAAUGGAGGAACCACCACCCAUAUCAACAGUCAGUGCCACUCCAAUCGAUAAUGGUAGAUGUUCGUCAAGUGAGAACUUGAGUUCCUCAACUCCAAAAUUUUCCAAUGAUCACCUUGACCAUCAUGAGGAAUCAGAUGACCAGACUCAGUGUUCACUUAGCUUUGCUGAAUCAGACUGUGCAUUGAGCAGCAUCUGCAGCGGGAGGAAGUUUUCUGAUCCAACGCUGUCAAAUGAUAAUCAGGUCGGUCAAAUCGACUCAGAUACACCAAGGAGUGAAACUUAUCAAUUCUCAUUCAGACACAAACAGAAUGAAACUAGAAGAGUUCACGACAUCAGACAUUACCUGAAAAACUUUGAAAAGGACCCAAGGACAGAAAUUGCUCGUGGCACGAAAACAAGGUUAAGCUACAAUGCUGAUGUUUACGAUCUUAAUACAUCAGCUGAAAGGUUGCUCUCUGAGAAGGUAAUCUUUAGGAAUAGGAUUGAUACUGGAGGUCUUCUUAUUUGUGAUAUAAGAAUCUUUUGAUUUAUUUCAUUGCUUCUCUGUAUACAACAUAUUUCAAAGAUGCGAUUACAAUGGUUGAUGAGUACAAAAUUUGAAGUAGGUAACCAUAUUAUGAAUCUCCUGUUUAUUGUA